UCAGUUCCACUAAAUUCCUAUAAUUGCCUCAAACAAGAACUUGCAGGAGGUGUGCAUGAUUCUGAGUAUGCCUCUGUGGAGAGCUUUCUUUCUGUGGAUUGGAAUAAGCGCUAAUGUAUAAAUGAUCAGGAUUCUCUCCCUAACACUAGAAGAGUCAGCUGAUUCCACAGCCAAAGCAGUUGCAACCCAACAACAGUUGCUUAACUCAUUGGCCAGAGGAGUUUUAGAUACCUCAUUGCUGAGCAGGGAGGUGUCCGUGCAGUAACAAACACCACCUGUUGUACCUGGAUAAAUAACUCUGGGGAAAUAGAGAUCCAGUUACAGAGAAUUAGGGAGCAAGCACAUUGGCUGCAACAAAUUUCACCCAAUAACCCACUAGACAGUGGGUUUGAUUUAUUUAGCCUGUUACAAACUGUGCUGUUGUAUUGUUCUUAAUCCUGCUUUGUGUACUUGUUGUUAAACUCUGUACCUAUUACCUGUUGAACCUUUGUAAACAUGACAAACCUAAUCAGCUGAUGUUAACUCAAGAAUUUCUAAUGAUUUCUGAUGCUUAUGAUCUCGGACAACUACAGACUUUAAAUAAGAGAUGCUUGAGAGUUCUCCCCCAUGGCCUUCCUUGUUACUCACAUGUGGCCUCAAUGGUUUCCAACCACUAUGCACUUUCCCUCCACCAUGGGACAUGACUACUAGGAAACGUCCUUCCUGGCACCAGGGGACAAAACCACUACAUGCAGAGAACCUGACUUUUGAUCAGCAAUGCUCUGGAAGAAGAUCUUGAUCAAAAUGGGAAAAAGUGAGAAUUAAUAAGGGGAAAUCUCAUUUAAAAAGGAGCUGGGAGGCCAGAAAGGGGAGUUCUCAUGCAGUACCACUUGAGGUCAAUCACAUAAAAGAUAAUCAAUCAUAGACCCCAACAGAAGUCAUCAACAGGAAAGAAUCAUCAUUUACAGGAAGAAAUGUACAUUGCAUCUCAAACAGAAACCCAGUACCCCAGCAAGGGAGCCAAUGAGAAGCCAUCGCCACUCUGAACUCUUGCUUUUCUCCAAUGGAUUUUCCUUCAAAACAACUCCUCCCAAUUUCUUCCUUUUUCCCUAUGAAAUAACAUUCCCCUCCUUUGAUUGUUGGAUUUGCCCAUGGUCUGCCACAGCAUGCACAUUCCGAAUUGCAAUUCUUUAGCUAUUCUGAAUAAAUUCAUUUCACUGGUAAAACAAUUGAGUUUUAUUUUUAAGGUUCAUAAUCCUUGCCUGCAUUUAAAUGUCUAUGAGCUUCUUAAAAAAAGGCCUUCCUCCAUACACAUACCUCUCCUUCUAUCUUACAACUGCUAGGUCCCUGUAACAAACUUCUUGAAAAAAUUGUUUACAAUUACAUCUCUACUUUCUAAUCUUUCACUCACUCAUUCAAUAAAUAUUUAUUGAGAGCCAACUAUGUACCAUAUACUGUUUCAGGUGCUGAUCACUGAGCAAUGAAUUAAACAAAAUCCUUGCUCUUUUAAAUCUUACAUUCUUGUGAGGGGAGACACGUCCAGAAAAAUUGUCCAGAACUUGUAAAUGGGCAGAAGAGGAUUACUGGGUGCUCUUUCAUUCUAGUGCUGUGGUUUACAUUUGAUUGACUUUAUAUUGACUAGGCCAUCUUACAAUUUUGUUGGGGUAGAGGUUAACUUGUAGAAAACUGAUGGCAAAUGCAAAUAAUUCUUGUCUGAGAGCAAUGCAAAUGACUCCUGUGCAUAGUAAUGCAAAUGAAUUUUGUCCAGUAAAGAUAAAAUUGAUUUUCAUCUGGGAGAAGAGAUAAUCCCAAACAUUACAGUUUAUUACCUAAUAAAAUACUGUUUUUGCAAGUAUUAGCAAAUUUAUUUCAGCAUUCCUUCGGCUGAUAAUCUAAAUCUCUAAAACUCAAAUUCUCAUCUGAAUAAGUCUUACCAACUUACUGGUUCCCUCAUUAUUUAGGAUAGUAAUGGAUGAGUGGUUUAUGAUGAUGAAUAAAAUCUUCGGGAUGUGUUCAUUAUAUAUUUAUAUAAGCAUUACAUUGGUUUUUACCCCUCUCCUUUUUUUGAGGAGGAUUAGCCCUGAGCUAACAUCUGCUACCAAUCCUCCUCUUUUUGCUGAGGCAGACUGGCCCUGAGCUAACAUCCAUGCCCAUCUUUCCCUACUUUAUACGUGAGAUGCCUACCACGGCACAGCUUGACAAGUGGUGCCAUGUCCGCACCCGGCAUCUGAACCAGCAACCCCGGCCUCAUAAGCGGAAGGUGGGAACUUCACCGCUGCACCACCAGGUCACCCCCUAGCAUUAUGUUUCUAACCUUCUGAAAAUUACAAUUUAGCAGACUAUAAGAAAAUAAAUACAUGUCAGGUGGUAAUAAAUUAUAAGAAUAAAAGCAGAGUAAGAGGACAGCUAUUAAAGGUGCUGUACGGCCCAAUCAGUCAACCAAUCUUGUAAUCCUCUCUUAAUCGUAAGUGGAAUCCAUCCUCUUCUGUCCAGCUUCACUGCCACCACACUAAUCCAAAUCAUCAUCUUUUCUCACCUGAUCUCCCUGCCUUACUCCUACCUACUCCUAUCAUCGGCUGUCAAGAUGAUCAUUUUUAAAAACGCUCAUCUGCACAUGUCCCUCCUCUCCACUGGCUCCUUGGUAGACUGAAGUUUUGUGGGGGCUAAAACUUACACAAUUCGGGAGGCCUUCUUUAAGAAAAAUAAUAUAAAAUUAGGUACAGGGCCUUAAAGGGGGCAGUGCAAACGACACAUCCUUAGCUUCACUCUAAAUCCGUCCCUACCCACAAGUCUAGCCUCGUUUUUGUUGUUGUUGUUGUUUUUUAAAGAUUUCAUUUUUCCUUUUUCUCCCAAAGCCCCCCGAGUACAUAGUUGUCUAUUCCAGUUACAGGUCCUCCUAGUUGUGGCACGUGGGAUGCCGCCUCAGGACGGCCUGAUGAGCGGUGCCACGUCCGCGCCCAGGAUCCGAACCGGGGAAACCCUGGGCCACCCAAGCCGACCGCGCCAACUUAACCACUCGGCCACGGGCAGCCCCCUAGCCCGGCUUUUAUCUACCUUAGGAUCUUGUCUCCGCGCAACUUCUGCCUAGAAGGCCCUUCCUGCCCCUUUUUAGUUAACUCUUUAAGUAUUCAACUGCCAGCUCCCAGUCCUCCCUGAUCCCCCAACUGGGUUAGGGACCUUUAUGGAGUCUCUCCCAAUGCUCCAAGCAUCCAGGCGAAACCACCAUUAGGUGCGAACGGUUGCUCCUUUCCAGCGCUUUCAAAGAUCUCUGGCGGGGCGGCGUUUGCACCGGGGAUGUAAAGGUGGGCGGAGCCUCGGGAGACAACAGUAAUUCCCUCCUCUUUUCGUCCAGAGUGGCGCGCAUCAUCUCUACGGAACCCGCGAGUCUCGGGUUGCGGUUCCGGUCGGAAUUACCCCGCUGAGCACGCAGACAUGGCUGCGCUGAUAGUGAGAGGUGUUCGGGACGUGCUGAAGCGUGCAGACUUCGCGACCGUCCCGCGGAGACAUCGACAUAAGAAGAAAUGGGCUGCCACAGAGCCCAAAUUUCCUGCCACUCGACUGGCUCUGCAGAAUUUUGACAUGACCUACAGUGUGCAGUUUGAAGAUCUUUGGCCAUCAAUCCGGGUCAGUCUCCUCUCAGAGCAGAAGUAUGGUGCAUUGGUCAAUAACUUUGCUGCCUGGGACCAUGUGAGUGCUGAGCUGGAGCAACUGAGUGCCCGGGAUUUUGUGAAUGAAGCCAUCUCCCACAGGGAACGGGAGCCUGAGAGUGGCCAAACUGCAGUUCCAUCCCCAGCCUCCUGGGCCUGCAGUCCCAACCUUCGAUGCUUCACUUUCCCCAGAGGGGAUGUCAGCCGUUUCCCUCCUGCCAGGCUUGGCAGCCUGGGUGUCAUGGACUACUACCUGAUGGACGCUGCCUCCUUGCUGCCUGUCCUGGCCCUUGGCCUGCAGCCUGGUGACACGGUGCUUGACCUGUGUGCAGCCCCUGGGGGAAAGACACUAGCAUUGCUUCAGACUGGCUGUUGUCGCAAUCUUGCUGCCAAUGAUCUCUCCACUUCCCGAACAGGCAGACUACAGAAGGUCCUUCACAGCUAUGUACCUCAAGAUAUCAGGGAGAGGAAUCGAGUUCGAGUUACCUCAUGGGAUGGCAGGAAGUGGGGAGAACUGGAGGGGGACACCUAUGACCGGGUGCUGGUGGAUGUGCCCUGUACCACGGACCGCCACUCCCUUCAUGAGGAGGAGAACAACAUCUUUCAGCGAUCAAGGAAGAAGGAGCGGCAGAUGUUGCCUAUGCUGCAGAUGCAGCUUCUCGCGGCUGGACUCCUUGCCACCAAACCAGGAGGCCACGUUGUCUAUUCUACCUGCUCACUCUCACACUUACAGAACGAGUAUGUGGUACAAGGCACCGUUGAGUUCCUGGCCAAUCAGUACAGCAUCCACGUUCAGGUGGAAGACCUGACUCACUUCCGAAAGCUUUUCAUGGACACAUUCUUUUUCUUCCCCUCCUGCCAGGUUGGAGAGCUGGUAAUCCCAAACCUCAUGGCCAAUUUUGGGCCUAUGUACUUUUGCAAAAUGUGUAGGCUGACGUAGCCUUACCCCAUUCCUGAAGCCCUGGUGUAGGAAGACAAAGAGUGUACCCCCAUGGAGGCACCAGAAUCUCAGAUCAGAGGCAAAGAUGCGCUCUGGGUCCUGUCUUCAUCCUGUUCAAGUCUUUCUAUAGACAGUUUUCAGCAGUCGAAAGUAGGAGUUUUUCAGUCCUGCUGUCCAAUUGUGGAGCAUCAGCAGGUUUCUAACUUAUUACACCUCACCCCAACACCCCAUCACCAAGCCUGUGCUGAAGUUUCCUGCCCCAUUGGGGGCUUAGGAGGAGGAGCCAGUGAGCUGGCCUACACUUUAAGCUGUAAACUUGGGAAGAAGCAUUUAGCCAAUAAAAUUGUUGAAGCUCCAUAGAGCUGGGGCUGAAGUUGAGGGCCUCAUGUCAGUCAAAGUGCUGUUAGUUCUGUUUGUACCAGCUGCUGCUACUGAACACCAGUUCCUAGGUGCCCAAAGCCCCGGACAUCAGCCUGGUUACAGGCCUCUGGUUACAGAGCCCUUCUUACACUUGAGGCAAGUUCUGUGUGGUCAGUCUUGAGCCCAGUGGGCCCAAACAAGCCUACCUAGUUUCUCCAUAUGGCUCAUGAUCUAAUUUAAGGAAUGAGUAACUAAAAAUGUUAAGCCAAUGCGUAAUAAUCUCCUUACUUACAUCAAGAGAGCUCUCCUGAGCUGGAUAAUUCCACCAUUCCUCCUGCUCUCUACAGCACUGCUGCCUAAGUGUGGCUGGGGAAGCUGCUCUGCCCCAGGGCUGCGAUGUUCUCUUGUGUGUUCCUUCCAUUGUUCAUUCCUCCAGCAGGUAUACCUUGAGCUCCUAUCUCACAGGUAGCCAGGGAGCUGCUGGAGUUGUAGCAGUUGGGAUCGUGGGAGAUAAUAAGACCUCAUCCUUUGGAAUGGCAGCUCUCCUCCUUUGGCUCUCUGAGCACUUAGGAAUCUCCUGAUGUCUUGUUAUAUUCUACUUUUUGUUUUGUUUUGUUUUUUCUCAUUCCUGGUGUGUAACUGAGCUCUGGCUCCAGUUCUUCGGCCCAUCCCUAAUCCCUCAGGGCUCUUCCCGCAGGGUCACAAGGCCUUACCUCACACCGUGUUUGGGGCGACAUUACAUCAUUUACUGACUGUAUGCUAGUUGUGUUGUUUUUGUGACUUUAGCAUGAAGAAGGCAAUACUUUAAUGGCAGGGAUAUUAAAAAUUGCUUAUGGUCACUUGCAGAUAUUGCUUUUUUUUUUAUUAAAAUUUUUUUUCUGGGGACGGCCCCAGGGCCAAGUGGUUAAGUUCG
Messenger RNA from Equus quagga, 5839 nucleotides. It is a transcript of the gene NSUN4, whose product is annotated as NOP2/Sun RNA methyltransferase 4. NCBI's taxonomy places the organism in Eukaryota, Metazoa, Chordata, Mammalia, Perissodactyla, Equidae. The transcript has 6 exons. The record is from RefSeq and is a predicted model, not a curated record. Gene Ontology annotation, biological process: rRNA methylation. Bases 3412 to 4566 code for a protein of 384 amino acids. Gene Ontology annotation, molecular function: methyltransferase activity. Gene Ontology annotation, cellular component: mitochondrial large ribosomal subunit.